GGGAGCGGAGAAGGGAAGGGAGGGCGGAGGAGGCGGUUCCCGUUCCCAUUCCCGCCGUGCGAGCGCGGCCGGCUCGGUGCGUGCGGGGCUGGCGGCGGCGGGGUGGCCAUGGCCUCCAUGGCGGCGGCGAUCGCCGCCUCCCGCACGGCGGUGAUGAACGGCAACCGGCCGCUGGACGAGCGGGAGCGCAAGCGGUUCAGCUACUUCUCCUCGCUGAGCCCCAUGGCCCGCAAAAUCAUGGCGGAGAAGGAACGGAUCCGCGAACGCUACGGGCCCGAGUGGGAGCGGCUGCCGCCCCGCCAGCAGGACGAGAUCAUCGACAAGUGCCUGGUGGAGCCGCACGUCCAGGCCCGCUACGCCGCGCACCGCGGUGCCGCCCGCCCCGCCGCGCCGCCCGCCUCCUACCCCAGCCUCCGCCUCAACACGGGCCAGAAGGUGGUGCGCUUCGGCGACGAGGACAUAACUUGGCAAGAUGAACACUCAGCUCCGUUCUCCUGGGAAACGAAGAGUCAAAUGGAGUUCAGCGUUGCAUCUCUGUCCAUACAAGAGCAAGGUGGUGCCCAGUUGCAAAAUGAACAGAGGCAGCCUGUUAAAGCAGCACCUGGUGUCCAAGUCCCUAAAUCUUCUCAGGCCAGUAAGACCCCUGGCUCUGAUGGGUUGAUAGCAUCCAGAAAGGAAGAAGAGUCCUCUUUCUGGAAGAUAAAUGCAGAGCGCUCAAAGUUUGAAGGAGACAAGUCUGAGUUCCAGUCCCUGACCCCCAGCCAGAUCAAGUCCAUGGAGAAAGGAGAGAAAGCCCUUCCCUCUUUUUACAGACAAGAGUCUACUCCAAAGGAGGUGGCAAAAGCCGAGAAGCCCAGUGUAACUAAACCAGAGAAGUCUGUCACUCCCAGCCUACCUUCUGUAUCUCUUGAAUGGGAGAAACCUCGACCCACUCAACUCCCUGUUAGUUCUCUAGAUGACUUCUUUCUUCCUGACCCACCACAGGACCUGGCAUCUUCUAGGACAAACAAGGAAGAUACUGAUGGUACUAUACUUACAGAUCCACAAAUGCCUGGACAGACUAGUACAAGCAAUGUUAUCUUGAAGACUGGCUUUGAUUUUCUAGACAACUGGUAAAAGAUACUUCAAAAUAGAUCAAACCAAUUUUGGGGAAGGAGUGGAAUAUCUUUCUCCUUGUAUGUUAAUUUACUAGCAUUUGUGUCUUUUUCUAGAAAUAACUUUCAAACUCUUAAAUGUUGCCUUUGUAUAAACUUUUGUAAUACCAUAUGCGUUUUUGGUUUUUAAACAGUGAUAGAAGUGUGGUUUCAUUUGGAUAUUUUUUUAAUAUCUGUUAAAAUUUUUAGUAGCUACUGUAUUGAGAGGAUGGGAGAAGUUACCAUACACAUGUUAAAGAAAAAGAAAUCAGAGUCUCCAUAUCCUGGAAAUGGAACCUACAGGACCAGAUUGCUGUUUUCAAUCAAAACCUUGCUAGCAUGGCUUGUAAGAAAUAGCAUUGCACAUGCAAUGGUUCCAAAUGAGCAAAUAAUUCCAUACUUCAGAUAACUAGCAAAAACAGUAUGAAAAAUAAGCAUACAGAAGAACUGCAUUGAUUUCUAUAUUUCAUUUAGUUUGAAAGUAACUUUUUUACCACUUAUUUGAAAACACUUUUCUUUUGAAGAGGGCAAAGGCAUUGCCAAAAUGAUGGAUCCAAAGAAGCACUGUGUGUGUACCCUACAAAUCAGCUAAAAUAACAUAAGAGUGUUAGAAAAAUGACCCGGGGAAAUGACAGGUGUUUCUGAUCUUUGGAUUAAAGACUUGGGGGUGGGUGGAGGGGAAUGGGACACCACCUAAUAAACGGGAGAAACUGUCUUCAGGGAACACAAGCUUGAUGAUUUAUUUCACUGCCUCCUUACUAGAGCAUAACUCUUCAUAAUAGUAGUGCUGGAAGUACAGCACUGGGAAUUGCUGGAGUGUAGAUUACCUUUGUGUCAGGAAACCACUAUGUUUAUGGGAGGUCAUAGCAGUAUAAGGCUUCUUUGUUGUUUAAGCAGCUUAUCGUCUCAAGGACUCAUCAACUUUGGUGCUUUUUCCUCCUUGUGGGUACAUUCUCUUCAGCAUUCAACAUCUGGGUUACAGUUGUUCCCGAGGUGCAGAGAGGCAUCUCAAGGUGGCCCUCAGCAGACUUGCCUCCAGUUCUGCUUUCGAAUUACCUUUGUUUGGUGUUUAAAAUGUAGAGAACAAGACUAGCUGUCAUUUGAAUCUGUCGUCUCUGAAAUGCAGCAUGAUUUACACACUGACUCUCACUGUGUUUACCUCACCUUGAAGCCUUAAUUCCCCCUACGCACAGCCAGUGACUGGUCUGCUCCAAUGCCAAAGGUUUGACCUUUCCCUUUACCUCAGCAAUAGUCCCAUAGCAUUUGUUUGGGGUAGAAGGCAAAACGCAGGGCUCUAAUGGGUCUAAUGGGUCCCAGCCAAGGCUAUAAGAAGGUCACCAUCUCCUAGACCAUAAUUGUGCUAGGCUUCUCAUGGAUUAGCACUUGACAUUUGGCUCAGGGCCAGGGGCAGUUAAAUGUGCAGAAUUGGAUGCUUCAGGAUUUUCUUCUGCCUGUUACAGGAAGAGUUUGAGAUGUCCUGGAAGAAUCCUUGCCUCUAAUUGGUGUGCUGCUUGCUCUGAACAAGCAGAGGAUGCUGAUGGAGCAUUAAAACUUACUUGCUGAUCAAGGAAAAUGCUUUAAGCUACACCACCCCCCACCCCACCCCCCCAAAAAUAGAGCCACCAAGCCCCAAACCUCCAGUUUUUCUAGUGUUUUCUUAUAAGGUUUCUUAGCUAAAGGGGAAGAUUGCCACAGAGCGUAAGGCAUUGCGUAGCCUUAUUUAUAGACUUCUGAAAGCUUCUUUACAUGCUUCCUGAGAGGUACAAACUCCUGUAAUUCGUGGAUAUUAUCUCUGCAUUCAGCAGUUCAGAAAACACUUGUUGUUUCUACCAGCAUGGACUUUACUGCUGGUUUUUUCUUAGCUGACCCUUUUUAGCAUUUGCUACAAGCAUCCAGCAUUAAUAUAGCUUAGAACAACUUUAGCACAAAUUCUUUAGGUGUAUAGUUAGUAUUGACUUACACCUUCUUUUCAAAGCUGACAAAUGUUAACCCUGGGGUUUAUGGUUACCAGUGAAUCUAAUUUUCUGUACAUUCAGCUGCUGAAAAGUUAUAAAUCCAACGUGAAGAUGUGCAUUCUAAUGUUACUUUGAUAUGGGGAGAUCUGAAAGCCAAGUCUCCUGCUGUUGAGGAGUGUAAUUUUAAACCUCUAAAUACCUUAAAGCUUCUUAGGGAAGAACCUGGGCUGCCUAUCUCUUCCAUCGGCUAACUUGACCCUAAUACACAUUGGGACCAGCUGGUAGAACAUGCUGCAGAACUUUUUACUUAUCCUGGUAGGUUUUUCCUGUGCUUUGACAAGAGUUGAUGCUCCUUCUUUUCUUUAAUAUGUUUUUAUUAAACAUUCUUACAAAAAAAUUGUACUUGGUCACAUUUUAUAUUAACAAUGUUUUAAUAAAGUCACUUUAAAUAGAA
Harpia harpyja (harpy eagle) is the source of this 3542-nucleotide messenger RNA. It is a transcript of the gene C13H1orf198, whose product is annotated as chromosome 13 C1orf198 homolog. The transcript has 4 exons. The coding region runs from base 109 to 1116 and encodes 335 amino acids. The record is from RefSeq and is a predicted model, not a curated record. Lineage: Eukaryota; Metazoa; Chordata; Aves; Accipitriformes; Accipitridae.